Messenger RNA from Eucalyptus grandis, 2418 nucleotides. RefSeq names its product heptahelical transmembrane protein 1. Gene Ontology annotation, molecular function: signaling receptor activity. Gene Ontology annotation, cellular component: membrane. Lineage: Eukaryota; Viridiplantae; Streptophyta; Magnoliopsida; Myrtales; Myrtaceae. The record is from RefSeq and is a predicted model, not a curated record. Gene Ontology annotation, biological process: response to hormone.
CCGGGAGCUGCCGGAGUACGUGAAGGACAGCGAGUUCAUCCUCGGCCACUUCCCGCGUCAGCUGGCCGCUCGCCGAGGCCGCCUUCAGCUUGUUCUGUCGGCACAACGACACGCUCAACGUCCGGACGCAUUUGAUUGGGUUCUGGUGUUUCGGGGAUUGACGGUAGCCAAUUUUGUGGACGUGCCUCACGUGGCGGAUCUUCUCGGCCUAUUCUCAAGGUGCGUUCUGUCAUUCAAUCCUUUACUUGCGUCUGCGUGCACAUUUUGGUGAGUCUCGAUAUCGAAUGGAACAAAUAAUUUCUGUCGGAGUGGGAAUCAUAGCUGUACAUAUAUAGUGCGGAAUUUGUCAGUAGCAGCUCGAUCUGUGUUGAUUGUCAUAGCUCGAUUCACUGUCUCAAGUGGAAUCUGAGAUGAGGCUUGUAGGUGCAAGUUAUAGCUCACAAGAGAGCUUGCUGCAUUGCUCAUUUGGUGAGGAUAUUCAAAUUACCCUGUUUUGAUCAAAUCCUCCACAACCAACUUAAAAUUGUUGAAUGUCACAGCCACAAUCGCUUAGAUUUUUCCUUCUUGUUUAUGAGCAGAACAACGCUUUUAGUCUGUACAAGUCAAUGUAGUAUUGUGAUAUUUGUGGCUUGUUACCAUACUGAGCAACCGGCCAUUUUCAUGAGCCGGCCUUUCUCGCAACUGGCCACCAAAAUUGCCAUUAACUUCAUUUUCUUCUGGUGCUGUAUUGAAAUUGCAGGUGCCAUAGAUGAAUAACUCAAGUUUGUGAAAUUAAGUGCAGGCACAUAAAAUUAAACUCCGAAAGUUUGUUUCACAGGAAUAUGCAAGGGUCGUGCUCCCCAAUUUCAUUGCUGCUAAAUUUCAGGAGUAGUAGCCUGACAGUCAAGACAGUCUUUGUUCAAACGGCAAGUGCAAAAUUAAGAUGAAUAGCGAGGGUCAUCCGUGAUUAGUUUCCAUGAUGGAUCAAAGUAUUAGUAGAAAUUUCCAUUCUUUUCAAGCAUAAAGCAAAGAUCCAAUCCAUUGAAAAAUCUCUCUGUUCCUCAUAAUACAAUAUAGAUUCAGUCCACCGUCAAUGGAUAAUCAUAUUCCAUGCAAGUAGCCACUGUGUCAAGAAAAAGUUCACACAUGGUGGACCUUAUGAUAAACUAUUGCAGAAUGCUCUGAAAGUCGAUUGUUCCUAAGAUUUUCUGAACCAAAUCGUAGUGGUAAAUAGCUUUUAUAGUGAAGAGGAGUUCACUGGAUCUCAAAUUGAAUUUGAAAGUAUCAGCUUAAGCAAACUAGGUGGUUAUUCAGUUAGUGUUCUGCCCAUUCACUUUCACUAUUUUGGCCUGCUCUCUCCCUCCAGCAGACAGGAUUGAACGAUUUUCUAUAAAUUGUGAUCUGAAGAUUAGACUCCGACUAGUAUUUCCAUAGAUUAUGCAAUGGCUCGAUAUGCAAAUCCACUUGUGCAGGUCAAGCUCUACUAGUGCUGGAACUAAUAUAUCUUAUUCAAAGGAAUUGCUUUUGGGCACAAAUUCUUUGGUGAACUUGAGUCAGAUAACAGAAGAAGAAAUGAAGGUUGGUUCACUCCCGGCGGUGACACGUUGGCCGUUCUUCGUCUUCUUAGGCAGAUCCAUGUUCUGCCUCCUCUCGAGCAGCAUUUGCCACCUUUUCUCAUGCCACUCACGCUGCUUGAACAUCCAGCUGCUGCGGAUGGACUAUGUGGGUAUCACGGUCAUGAUCAUCACCUCUUUUCCCCCAAUCUACUACAUUUUCCAGUGUGAGCCCCAUUGGCAACUGAUCUACCUUGGUGGAAUAACGGCGAUGGGGAUGUUCACUGUCAUGACACUGCUAACCCCUUCUCUUUCUUCUGGCAAAUUCCGGGCAUUUCGGGCAAUGCUCUUCUCGUCCAUGGGGUUUUUCGGUAUCGUACCUGCAAUCCAUGGCUGCAUUGUGAAUUGGAGCAAUCCCCACCGCUCAAUCACGCUUGCUUAUGAGUCGGCCAUGGCGCUAUCUUACAUUACAGGAACUUUGUUUUAUGUUAGCAGGAUUCCUGAGAGGCUAAAACCGGGUUGGUUCGACCUUGCUGGUCACAGCCAUCAGAUAUUUCACGUCUUUGUGAUCAUGGGUGCCUUGGCUCAUUAUGGCGCUACUCUGUUGCUCUUACAGUGGCGAGAUAGAGUUGGGUGCAAUGGAACUGUGUAACAAUACUAGAAUUUGUCAAAAUUCGAUUCAUUUUGAUUGAAGAGAGUGUGAGCUAUUAUUUGCUGGGGAUUCGUGAUAUUACGUUGUUAGUGUGUGUACACCCCAAAUCAAGAAGCCUCAAGGAGAGUUGGCGCUCCAUGACAGAGGAGAUGCCUCCAUUUAUAAAGAAGUGGAAUGCUCAUUGUAUUUGUUAUAUACUUCUCAUUAUCCGUGGAUAAUUUGAUUUUACAAUGU